Messenger RNA from Yarrowia lipolytica CLIB122, 1896 nucleotides. RefSeq lists its product as uncharacterized. The record is from RefSeq and is a predicted model, not a curated record. Lineage: Eukaryota; Fungi; Ascomycota; Dipodascomycetes; Dipodascales.
AUGGGCCUCCUGGCCUCCGUUGCCGAUGCCAAAGACAACACUCGUCAUACCGUGCAGCAGAUUACUGCCUAUUGUAACACUGCAAAGUACAACGAGUGCCACGCGGCUGCGGCAAACAACUACCUGGCCUGCGCCGAGAACGACGUCAACUGCCGUUGCACCCAGCUCCAAGUCCUGGCCGACGUCUGUGCACCCCUUUGCCCUCAGACUGAAGUUUCCAACGCCGAGCUCAUCCGAUCCUACUGCGCCCAGAGCACCCUGCAGAGCUACUCCUCUGCCUCUGUCGCUGCCGCAGGCUCUGCUAACGACGUCCACUCCAACUCUCUGAUGGAGCUGAAGAAGAAGCUCAAGGAAAAGCUCUUCGGCAAGUUUAAGGAUGAAGACCCAGAUUGCCCUGACGACAAGCACGAGGAUCAUGGUGAUGAUUGCCCCGAGGACAAGCACAACAACGACCAGAGCGAUGACGGCAUGUACGAUGACUGUCACGAUAAGUGCGACGGGGACGAUCAUCACGAUGAUUGCGACAACAAGUACGACGAGGAUGACGAGGACGAUUGUGACGAUAAGUACGAUCACGACGAUCACCACGAGGAUGACUGCGAUGAGAAGUACGACGGAGAAGACGACGAUUGCGACGAGGAGUGCGAUGAGUACGACCACCACGACGACUGUGCCCAAUACUACUCAUACGCGAACCAGUCUGACUCUCCCUCGCCUUCUUCCGCUCCCUCUCCGCAGCCAGAGUCUGACGAGUCCCCCGCCCUUUCGGUUCAGUCUAAAAACUUCCUUGCCAUGAUGAGUGCCUACGAAAAGGACUCUAGCGACCACGCUUCCAUCCCUGGCCGUUUCCAUCGACGAAGUACCAUUGAGAGGCUCAAGGCCACCGCUAGCCGUGGUGGUAACCAGCAGCUCCACAUUGUCCCCCGAGGCCUCGACCUUCUUGACGUUGAUGAGCCCAAUGCCCGCCUCUUCCGAGACUUUCUCCCCUCCAGUAUGGAUCCCGACUGCGAUGGGGAUGACGACGAGGACUGCGUGAUUGACGGUUUGGAUCCCUCUUUAUACGAGGAUGUUGAUUUCGAUUCUCUUCAAGACCAGCGUGCCUCUGCCAAUAUCAUUGGCUGGCCCAGCAUCCCCUGGCCCUGGAACGACGACGACCAGCAGGACGACGACUGCGAGGACGACAAGACCCCCGAGCAUACCCCUGUUGACGAUGACUGCGGUGACGAGGAAAAAGACCAGUGGAACACCCCCUCCACCGAUGACGAUUGCGGCGACGAAGAGAAGGAUCAGUGGAACGCCCCCUCUUACGACGAUGACGACUGCGGUGACGAGGACAAGAGCCAGUGGAACACGCCUUCUAUCGACGACGAUUGCGGUGACGAAGAUAAGGACCAAUGGAACUCUCCUUCCGAAGCCGACGACGACUGUGGCGAGGAUAGCGACAAGUCGUGGAACGACCACUCUGGCGACGGCGACGACGACUGUGGCGACGAUUCUGACAAGCAGCCCUCCUACGACAAGUCGAAGCACAAGGUCUCUGGUCCCGACGCCGAUGCUGACGAGACCCAUGGGGACGAUGGGGACGAUGGCGAUGACUCUGAUGGCCAUGGCGACGACGGCUCUGGCUCUGAUGACGACGCUGAUGACGGCUCUGAGGGUGAUUCCGAGGAAGACGGUUCUGACACUGACACCAAGGUUGACGGUGGGGAGGGCAAGAAUGCCACCGAGGGCUCUCGGCAGGGUCUCCGAAACGCCAUCAAGAAUGUGGGCGCCAACAUCCGGAAUGCAACUGGCAGCGGCGUCGAGUCGUCGGCGACUUCUGUCGUGCGGCAGGGUAUGGUUGAGGUGAUUGUUGGUUUCGCAGCCGCGGCCGGUGUUGGUUUUGCUCUGAUUUAG